AUGACAACUUCAGAAGUUUCAUUUAACCGUAAAAUAAUAUCAGAAGAUUUGUCGAAUGUUGAAUUCGACACGAGCGAAGAUGUUGAAGUUAUUCCAACAUUUGAUUCAAUGGGCUUGCGAGAUGAGUUAUUGCGAGGAAUAUACACCUAUGGUUUCGAGAAACCGUCAGCUAUACAGCAAAGAAGUAUUCAGCCAAUUGUUAAAGGCAGAGACGUUAUAGCUCAAGCCCAGUCAGGCACUGGUAAAACUGCAACAUUCUCGAUCUCAAUAUUGCAGUCUUUAGACACCACACUGAGAGAAACCCAAGUGCUUGUGCUAUCCCCUACGAGAGAGUUAGCCACACAAAUUCAGAAAGUUAUACUUGCCCUGGGUGAUUUCAUGAAUGUUCAGUGUCAUGCUUGUAUUGGUGGUACUAAUCUUGGUGAAGACAUAAGAAAAUUGGAUUAUGGUCAACAUGUGGUAUCUGGUACUCCUGGACGGGUAUUUGAUAUGAUUAGGAGACGUGUUCUGCGUACCAGAUCAAUAAAGAUGCUGGUACUUGAUGAAGCUGAUGAAAUGUUGAAUAAGGGCUUCAAGGAACAAAUAUACGAUGUUUACCGUUAUCUGCCACCAGCAACACAAGUUGUGCUCAUCUCUGCAACACUGCCCCAUGAGAUACUUGAAAUGACCUCAAAGUUCAUGACAGAUCCUAUCAGAAUUUUAGUUAAACGUGACGAAUUGACAUUAGAAGGCAUCAAACAAUUCUUUGUGGCAGUUGAAAGAGAGGAAUGGAAAUUUGACACAUUGUGUGACUUGUAUGACACUCUAACCAUAACUCAAGCAGUUAUAUUUUGCAACACUAAAAGGAAGGUUGACUGGCUCACUCAGAAAAUGCAAGAAGCAAACUUUACAGUUAGCUCCAUGCAUGGAGAUAUGCCACAAAAAGAAAGAGACAAUAUAAUGAAAGAGUUUCGUUCUGGACAAAGCCGCGUCCUUAUUACAACAGAUGUAUGGGCCAGGGGAAUUGAUGUGCAACAAGUGUCACUAGUAAUCAAUUAUGACCUUCCAAACAAUCGUGAGCUGUACAUUCAUAGAAUUGGUAGAUCAGGUCGCUUUGGACGUAAAGGUGUUGCAAUUAAUUUUGUAAAAUCAGAUGACAUCAGGAUUCUCAGAGAUAUUGAACAAUACUACUCUACUCAGAUUGAUGAAAUGCCUAUGAAUGUAGCAGAUUUAAUAUAA
This is a messenger RNA of Parnassius mnemosyne (clouded apollo), 1218 nucleotides long. Lineage: Eukaryota; Metazoa; Arthropoda; Insecta; Lepidoptera; Papilionidae. The record is from the annotation of a GenBank genome assembly.